Cylindrotheca closterium is the source of this 1308-nucleotide messenger RNA. NCBI's taxonomy places the organism in Eukaryota, Bacillariophyta, Bacillariophyceae, Bacillariales, Bacillariaceae. The record is from the annotation of a GenBank genome assembly.
AUGACAAAGAAGAAAGCACAGACAGAGAAAAGACGCAAGGCCGACCGAGAACGCAAACGUAAGCAAAGGGGUACAGAUCCCACUUUACCUCGUCAACAGUGGAAAAGUCUCGAGGACUUGACUCCAGCGGAGAGGGUCGUUCACCGUCUCAAACAACAGUACGACAGCGCGAAGAGGGUGAAAGCACGGAAAGGGAAGAAGCGCGAGACCAACGAUGGUCGAUUGGAAUCAGUCGACCGGGGGCUUACGAUCGUGAUGGCAGACAAUCGUGAUGCUCCUCAAGGGGACAGCAACAACAACAACAACAACAAAGAGAACGAAGAGCCCAAGCCGGAAGCGAAGAUCGCCAACGACGAUGAUUCUGACAAUGAAUCAAUCCCAUUCGCGGGAACUAAGAGCGGCAAAAAAGCUGCUGCGUCACGUCCACGACGAACUACUACCAGUUCUCCAAGAAUUCCAUUCGGUUCACCAUCUAACGUCCCUGCCGGUAACACUGAUCUCAGUACAUUGGGAUCGCCUACGCAAGGUGUGCCCCGAGCAGCAUCUGCACCUUGGUCUUCCCCGCCCAUCACUUGUAGAACGCAUGCCUCUGACGGGACGCCUGAUGAAGAUGGUUUGGACCAAGAAUGGGGGGACGACUACUGUUCCUACUCUCCAUCCGACCCAUCAAAUGAAGGACUACAAAACUUACAAGAAAAGCAAGGUAUGAAUUUCGAGAAAUUUCCUUUCACAAAAGGUACAAAGGGCACAACCACUUUGAAGCGUGGUGGUGCUGCCUUUACUCCUGACGGUGCCACUCCACAAAAGCGUCGGCGAUCUGAGAAACCGUCGUCUGCUGCCAAACAACCUUCCACCAAAGCUACCAAGAGCACUACUACUUUGAAGCGUGCUGCUGCUGGUUCUCCUGACAGUUGCACUCCACAAAAGCGCUGCCGACUUCAGAUGCAGUCGUCUGCCAUCCAGGAACAAAGGACUGGCGAUUCUCCCGCCGCCCUGUUCUCUCCAAUUCUGUUUGAGACGACUCCAUUCGUUUUUAUUCCUGGCAACCGUACAUUCGAACUCAACCAGAAUGUUGCUGCGCCCCCCAGCCAUGCUCCCGACUACAUUGCGUUUGACUCAACCAAUGGUACUAGUUGGAUUUAUGAGGCUUAUGCCAGCGCAAGAGAAGCGGCAAUCGAAGUAAAUGCAAGACUAGGGCCUUUGCGCAAUCCGUUUGAGUGGAUCUGUCCAAAUUGUCACAAUACUUUCCUCAUCCCUCAAAAGGCGUGCCCAGCUUGUGAAAGAAUCAAGCAAGGAAAGCGUGAUUGA